Messenger RNA from Boleophthalmus pectinirostris (great blue-spotted mudskipper), 1302 nucleotides. RefSeq names its product D-aminoacyl-tRNA deacylase 2 (gene dtd2). The record is from RefSeq and is a predicted model, not a curated record. Gene Ontology annotation, molecular function: D-tyrosyl-tRNA(Tyr) deacylase activity. Gene Ontology annotation, biological process: tRNA metabolic process. The transcript has 3 exons. Bases 99 to 587 code for a protein of 162 amino acids. Lineage: Eukaryota; Metazoa; Chordata; Actinopteri; Gobiiformes; Gobiidae. Gene Ontology annotation, cellular component: cytoplasm.
GAAGUAAAUACGCACUCUUUCUCUUUUUCUCACAUGCACCUGAGACAGCGGUCAGAUCCUGGUUAAAAUCGGACAGAGCUGGAGGUAAAAGUGGAAUCAUGUCGGAGAAAGAAGCUCCGGUGGCUCGCACGGUGCUGCAGCAGUGUCUCCGGGCGUCGCUGAUGGUCAAACCCGCCGAAGAGGGCUCUGAGGCGGAGUACGUGCAGAUUGACAAAGGAAUGGUGAUCUACAUUUGUUUCUUCAAAGGAGCCACUGAUGAAAUCCUGCCAAAGAUGGUGUCGACUCUCCUGAACAUACGCCUUAGUGAGUCAUCAUCGGGGAAGAUGGUGUCCAUUUUGGAUCUUCCUGGGAAUUUACUGAUCGUCCCCCAGGCGACUUUAGGGGGAAGAGCCAAAGGAAAAGCCAUGCAAUAUCACAACAACAUCAACAAAGAGGACGGACUACGACUGUAUGAGGCGUUUGUGGCACUGUGCGAAACACAAUUUGCCUCAAAAGAAAAUGUUCUAGUAAAACAUGGGACUUAUGGAAACAGACAGGUCCUUAAACUGGACACGAACGGGCCUUACACGCACAUCAUGGAAUUUUGAGUGGAGAGGAGUCUAUUUUUAAAAAAAAAAUUUACCAGGAAAGUCCCAUUGAGAUCACUAAUCCGUUUUUCAAGUGAGUCCUGGAGAAGAAAGCAGCACAGUACCAGCAGACACGUAGACAAUCACAAGAAUAUGUUGGUUAAAAAAGGGACAAUAUUUUGCUAUUUUCUGAUUGGUAUAAUGUUGUUUCCUCAUCACAAGCAUACCUGUAGUUGUGUUUUGUGUUAUUCACACACUUAACACACAAAUUCUGCAUUCUCAAUUAGCAAAAACUCUGUUCAUGCCAACAUGUGACCUCAUUAAGUGGUAAUACAGGAAGUGCACCACUGUGCUUUUAAACCCCAUACACCUUCACUAGAAUAAUUUAGAUUAUUUCAACCCUGGAAUUUCCCAUCUCUUCUGAAAUGAAGGUAAAAGGAGCUGUUAACUUGAAAACUGCUUCAUGACAUCACAAGGUAGAACAGAGCAUUUUGAGGUUUAGAGAUGUAGACAGACUAAUAAUAAAGGGUUACUCAAACGUGUGUGAAUGAAACAAAACAACGCUGGGUAUGUUUUUGAAGAGGUAACAACAUUCUAACAUAGUUUCUUUUACUUGACCAGUUUCUGUAUGAAUGUACUGUACAAAAAAUAGCACUAAAUCUUGAGAUUGUCUAAAAGAAAUGAAUGACAUGCUUAUAUCUAAUAAUAAAAUACAUGUUUGGUGAUUUUUGUAAAA